Messenger RNA from Pelmatolapia mariae (spotted tilapia), 1676 nucleotides. Its product is annotated as tandem C2 domains nuclear protein. Gene Ontology annotation, cellular component: nucleus. Bases 54 to 1424 code for a protein of 456 amino acids. Lineage: Eukaryota; Metazoa; Chordata; Actinopteri; Cichliformes; Cichlidae. The record is from RefSeq and is a predicted model, not a curated record. The transcript has 12 exons.
CUGGGUGGUCGAAGCGGAUCCUCUUUAAAUGAAAACAAGGCGUCGAUUCAGCCAUGGAGUGCAUCAAAAACUGCUGCAAGAACUUCAUGAAGAAGAACGAGCAGGAGCGGGAGACCCAAGUGAUUGCACUGAAGAUGCCCCCUAACACAGCAGCAGCCCCAGGACAAAAUGUAUCUGAAGAUUACUUACUUUCCAAGAUGCCCCCAGACGGCAGAGAGGUUCCCUUUGUUGUGCCGACCUAUGUCCAACCCAGCUACCCUAAUUUACAGGCUGAGCCACAGAGUUCAGCCCGGUGCACAUAUGCAGCAAGGAAGGCAGAGCUGGUCAGCACCACUCCCUUCAUCUACUACCCCGAGUCCUUCUUCCAUCAGGGUCACAUGGCAGAGCACAUCUCCCCCGGCUCGAGCCGCCGAGACACAAUGAAGAAGAGAAGCUUUGGUCCACAAAGCCCAGGUUGGAAUAUGAAGUUGGGUGGCCAGGAGCGACUGAGCAGCUCCAUGUUUGAUUUGUCCAACCCCCAGGGUCACAUGCAGCGAUUUGAGUCCCUCAGCAGUGCCUCCUCCAAGAUGAGCUCCAUGACAAGCAGCCUGGAGUCUGUCACCUUGUCUGGGGAUGAGCGCGAGUUGGGGAAGGUGUGUGUCCGGCUGAACUAUCAGGAGGCUCUGGAGCAGGUGUGGAUCACCCUGGUUCAGUGCUCAGACCUCAACCUUCAUCCGGAUGGAGGGGAGCAGCAAAUGAUUGGUUUCAAAUCAAUCAUUACCACCCCCAAACCCAUACAGUUCAAGAGCUCAGUUAGAGAGUACUGUCAGGAUGUGUCCUUCAUGGAGACCUUUGUGUUUGCGCUGCAUCUCCAGCUGUUGCGCUGCAGUGCCUUGGUGCUGCGACUGCAGACACACAACCCCAAAAAACGUACGGUGGCAGAGUGUGUCCUUUCCCUGCGACACCUCGGUUCUCAGGAGACAGAGCACUGGCUUGAACUCAACCCUCCGUCUAAAUCUUCGGUGUGCCACUCUGAGCUGCAUCUUACUACGUGCUUUCAGCCGGUGAAUGGACGCAUCCAGGUCCAGGUCCUUGCUGCUCAAAAUCUCCCAGCGUCCUCCUCACCACUCACUCAAGCUUUUUUUGUCAAAGUGGAGAUGACCCAGUUGGAGGAGGUGACGAAGAAGAAGACCCGAGUGCUCAAGGCCUCGGGAGGUCAGUGUCAGUGGGCUGAGACAUUUCACUUCCAUCUGGCCACCUUAGACCACGCCUACUCACUCUCAGCGAAACUCUACAGUCGCAGCUCAGUCAGGAGGAAACAGUAUCUCGGACAGAUUCAGCUGGGACUCAAUAGCCCUAUCCCAGAGGCUGUGGAGCAGUGGAAGGACACAAUGGCUCAUCCAGAGAAAGUGGUGGCAGCGUGGCACAGGCUGAGUUCUUCCUAAACCUCUUCUCCCAGCUACUUCUUUACGCUCUACUGACAUAGUGCUCUCGUGCUGCACAUCUCGCUGUGCCUGCUUACUUUUCCAGCUGGCCAGCCACAGUCCUGUACGUUGACAUAGUCAACUCUGAUUGACCAGACUGUAAACUGCUGAACGUGCUCUCUGGGAAAUUUCCGCAGAGACAGUGCACGUGUUCAGUGAUCAGUUAUAAAUAAGGGUUUCGAACAAAAUGUAGAUGGUCGAAAGGUUAUUUUU